Molecule: messenger RNA, 11926 nt
Organism: Aspergillus ochraceoroseus IBT 24754
Lineage: Eukaryota; Fungi; Ascomycota; Eurotiomycetes; Eurotiales; Aspergillaceae
Product: histone acetyltransferase TRA1
Exons: 4
Coding region: 119-11656 (3845 amino acids)
Biological process (GO): regulation of DNA-templated transcription; DNA repair
Cellular component (GO): SAGA complex; nucleus; NuA4 histone acetyltransferase complex
Molecular function (GO): transcription coregulator activity; protein binding
Source: RefSeq, a predicted model, not a curated record
AUCGCAAUCGGUGGUGGCUUCUAAUUUCGAGCCGGCCAUACGGCCUGGCAGCUGGGCUUUUUCUCUCUUUUCUCUUUUUCGACCCCUGUGAGCUCCUCCGUCGAGCAUCUCGCUAGCCAUGGAGCGGAAUAUCGAUAUAUACGCGACUAAGCUUGGGGACGAGAAAAUCGAUAUUAAACUCAGAGCCAACGUUGCGGUCGAAUUGCGCGAUAACAUAGAACCCCUGUGCUCGGGUGCAAGCUACCCGAUUUUCCUUUCGAAACUAUGGCCGGUGUUUAAGAAUAUCCUGAGAGGGGAACCGGUCUUCACAAAUUUAGCUCUUGAGCAGAAACUCCGAAAUUGCAUUCUCGAGACGCUUCACAGAUUGCCGAUGGGCUCCCCCGAUGUCGAACCAUACGCCGCUGACAUGGUCGAUUUGUUAAUGGAUUUGGUACGGAUUGAAAAUGAAGAAAAUGCGGUUCUUUGCAUGAAGACGAUUAUGGACUUGGAACGGAACCAGGCAAAGGCGACCGCUGCGCGGGUUCAACCUUUCCUGGAGCUUAUUCAGGAGAUGUUUCAGACCAUGGAGCAGGUCGUGAGGGAUACCUUUGACACACCUAGCCAGGCCACACCCUCAGGAAUGCCCUCGACACCUAGCGCUUCGGCCCAGAACUUCCAGUCGCCCCGUCCGAGCUCACCAGCGGCGUCCGUUCCUGAUCUUGGCCCUGAUCAACAAGCAGCCAGUAACGUCCUUCUCAAAGGCAUGCACUCCUUUAAGGUCCUUGCAGAAUGUCCGAUUAUCGUGGUUUCCAUAUUCCAGACACAUCGCAACUCAGUCUCGGCCAAUGUCAAGCUUUUUGUCCCGCUCAUUAAGGGCAUACUGCUUCUUCAAGCUAAACCGCAGGAGAAGGCUCAUGCAGAAGCUGCGGCGCAGGGAACGAUUUUCACUGGGGUGUGCAAGGAUAUCAAAAACCGGGCGGCAUUUGGGGAAUUCAUAACGCUUCAGGUCAAGACCAUGAGUUUCUUGGCAUAUCUGCUUCGGUUGCAACCGCAUCAGUUGCAGGAUUUCCUUCCUACGCUGCCAUCUGUUGUAGUUCGUCUGCUUCAAGACUGCCCGAGAGAGAAAUCUAGUGCCCGAAAGGAGCUUCUGGUAGCCAUUCGGCACAUCAUCAAUUGUACCUACCGGAAUAUCUUCCUCGACAAGAUCGAUGAGCUCCUUGAUGAGCGGACUCUGAUUGGUGAUGGCCUCACUGUGUAUGAAACGAUGAGGCCUCUUGCCUACAGUAUGCUCGCCGAUCUAAUCCAUCAUGUUCGGGAGCAUUUGAACAGAGAUCAGAUCAGGCGAACUAUCGAGGUGUACACCAAGAAUCUUCACGAUGAUUUGCCUGGGACUAGCUUCCAAACGAUGAGCGCCAAGCUACUCUUGAACAUGGCAGAGAAGAUAUCCAAGCUUGAGGACAAACGUGAAGCCCGAUACUUCCUUAUCAUGAUUCUUGAUGCUAUCGGAGACAAAUUGGCGUCCAUGAACUACCAGUUCGACAAUAUCGUGAAGCUUUAUAAAUCUUACCAGGCUAACAAGAAGGACGAGCCGACCACCGAAAAGUAUUUGGCUGACAAGGAAUGCCCUCCGGAUUGGGAUGAGAUUGAUAUUUUCUCAGCAUCCCCCCUGAAGACUACAAAUCCUCGAGACCGUGGAGCUGACCCUGUCGCGGAAAAUAUCUUUCUUUUCAAGAACCUCAUCAACGGACUUAAGAACAUCUUCCACCAGCUCAAGAACUGCAACCCGGACCACAUCCAAAUCGAUUCCAAUAAUGUUCCUAUCAAUUGGUCUGAGGUGUCCUUUGGUUAUAACGCCGAGGAGGUCCGUGUGAUCAAGAAGCUUUUCCACGAAGGUGCACGGGUAUUCAGAUACUAUGGUGUUGAUCAACCAGAACCCGAAGUGAACUAUUCCUCCCCUUUCGACUUCCUUACUAGCCAGUACACCGCACCCAAGUCGCGUGAGGAGAAGGAGCUUUUGGAGAGCUUCGGAACCGUGUUUCAUUGUAUUGACACUGCCACUUUCCAUGAAGUCUUUCAUUCUGAAAUUCCUUACCUCCACGAGCUCAUGUUUGAACAUGGGGCCUUACUGCAUCUACCCCAGUUCUUCCUUGCCAGCGAAGCCACUUCCCCAGCCUUCUCCGGGAUGGUCUUGCAGUAUUUGAUGGAUCGAAUCCACGAAGUUGGAACUUCGGACAUGACCAAAGCCAAGAUUCUUCUGAGGAUGUUUAAACUGUCUUUCAUGGCCGUGACGCUCUUUUCUGCCCAGAAUGAGCAGGUGCUACACCCGCACGUCACGAAGAUUGUCACUAAAUGUAUUGAGCUCUCCGUAACUGCCGAAGAGCCCAUGAACUACUUCCUUUUGCUGCGAUCAUUAUUCCGGAGUAUUGGCGGUGGUCGGUUUGAGCUUCUGUAUAAGGAAAUUCUUCCUUUGCUCGAGAUGCUUUUGGAGACAUUCAAUAACCUGUUGCUCGCCGCCCGCAAACCCCAGGAACGUGAUCUAUACGUCGAGCUCACACUCACUGUCCCCGCUCGCUUGAGCCACCUUCUCCCCCAUCUCAGCUACCUUAUGCGUCCAAUCGUUGUAGCGCUCCGUGCGGAGUCUGAUCUUGUCGGACAAGGUUUGAGGACGCUCGAGCUUUGUGUCGAUAACCUUACGGCAGACUAUCUUGAUCCAAUCAUGGCCCCCAUUAUGGAUGAACUGAUGACUGCCCUCUGGGAUCAUCUUCGACCGCACCCUUACAACCAUUUCCAUGCACAUACGACCAUGAGAAUCUUGGGAAAGCUUGGUGGACGCAAUAGGAAGUUUUUGAAUCACCCGCCGGAGCUUACUUUCGAACAAUAUGCCGACGAUUCUCCCAGCGUCGAUGUUAAGCUUAUUGGCCCGAGCGAGAAGCGACCCUUCCCCAUUUCAAUCGGUAUUGACCUAGCAAUUGCGAAGUUGAUGGAAGUUUCCAAACAUUCGUCGGAUGGCUAUUACAAACAGCAAGCUUUCCACCUCAUUUCAUCCCAGCUGAAGCUUUACAUUGGAUAUGAAAACCUCCCUGAAGAUAUGGCGUCCCUCUUGCGUCUUCAUGCAAACGACUUGUUCGAAAGCAAAACCACUGCAAUGGCCGACAUCCUGGAGAAGUCGGAACGUUCUAGUUCGAUUCCCAAAAAGUUAGCUCAGGAGGUGUCAUUGAAGAAGCUCCUGAAAGCCUGUAUCUUUGCCACUACCAUACCUAGCCUUAGCCAGAGUGCAACUGCCUUUGUGUCUGAUGUUUGCAAACACUUCGCCGUGGUAGAAGUUGGCCGGGCUCUUGCACAGGCCCGGCAUACUCGAAGACCUUUUGAUGUUAAUAGCGGAGAGGGCUCCGUUUAUCUUGAUUCUCGGGUUCUUGCCGAAGCCGUGGUUGAAUCCCUAUCCUCUGACGACACUGAUGUCCGUGACGGAGCCCAGGCCGCUAUGCAGGUUAUGAGGGAGGCGGCUGCUGUGAUCUUUGGGUCGCCCGACAAAGUAACCAAGCUUCCGUUUUUCCAGCACCUUGGUCGUGUUUUCUGCCAUAGUUGUCAUAGCGAGGAAUGGUUUACUAAAGCUGGUGGCAGUCGUGGUAUCCACUUGUUCGCGACUGAGCUGGAUUUGGGUGACUCGUGGCUUUUCGACAAGCAAGCUGAGUUCGUGAGGGCAUUGAUGUAUGUUAUCAAAGAUACGCCUGCGGAUCUUCCGGCUAGUACACGGAUGCGGGCGCAAGAGACACUGGACUUGAUUUUGCGUCGGUGCUGCAAAAAUGUCUCCCAAGAUGACCUGAAGAACGAGAAGAGCCGUCUUUAUUCCCUCUGCGGAUUUUUCGUUUACGAGCUCUCGCACAUGAAUAAGCAUGUCCGUGAGGCUUCUCGCCGUAGUUUCUCGACCAUCGCCGAAGUCCUCGACUGUCAAGUACAUGAACUCAUUUUCCCGGUUAAAGAUCGUCUGUUGCAAUCCAUCUUCAACAAGCCACUUCGAGCGUUGCCGUUCCCUACGCAGAUCGGCUUCAUCGAUGCUAUCACAUUCUGCUUGAGUCUGCGCAAUAAUAUUGUGACUUUCAACGAGCCCUUGAACCGCCUGAUGCUUGAAUCUCUAGCUCUUGCUGAUGCGGACGAUGACAAUCUUGCCUCCAAGCCCAACGAAUUUAAGAAUGCGGAGAUGAUUGUUAAUUUGCGAGUGGCCUGUCUUCGGCUUUUAUCUAUGGCGAUGAGCUUCCCGGAGUUUGCCAAUACGCCGCAGAACACUAGCCGUGCUCGUAUCAUCUCUGUUUUCUUCAAGUCCCUUUAUGUCCGCUCUCCGGGUGUCAUUGAUGCAGCCAAUGCUGGCCUUAGAGAUGUUCUAACGCAGACUAACAAGCUUCCAAAGGAUCUGCUCCAGAACGGGUUGCGCCCGAUUCUCAUGAACUUGCAGGAUCCUAAGCGUUUGAGUGUCGCGGGCCUUGAUGGCCUUGCUAGGCUCUUGACUUUGCUCACAAAUUAUUUCAAGGUCGAGAUCGGUGCUCGUUUGCUGGAUCAUAUGAAGGUCAUCGCAGAUGACGCCAUUUUGCAGAAGGUCUCAUUUAGUCUUGUCGAGCAAAGUCCUCCGAUGAAGAUUGUGGCCGCGAUCUUUAAUAUCUUCCAUCUUCUUCCCCCGGCUGCCACGUCAUUCAUGGAGCAUCUUGUGAACAAGCUCUUGGAUUUAGAAGACAAGCUUCGUCGGACAUCAAGCAGUCCUUUCAGAAAGCCACUCGUCAAGUAUCUGAACAGAUAUCCCAAGGAAAGCUUAUCUUUCUUCCACGCUCGAUUCAAGGAUGAGCGAUUCGGGCGCUUCUUUGGGCAGGUUCUCUCAGACCCGGAGAGCGAGGCUCUGCGUGCGGCGGUAGUUGCAGACACAGCGGGCUUCAUGGCCGCUGCCUUUGCUCAAGAGCAGACGGACGGCAAAAACACUGCUGCCAUUAAUGGGAUUUACGUUGUUCAUGCUAUUUCCUCUUCCGAGUCGACCAAGAAUUGGCUAGUUGCUCAUGCAGAACUAAAAUCUAAAAUCAUUGCAUCUGCCCGGGAGCUUCAGAGGAAGUUACACAAUGAUACACUCCUACCCCAUGAACGUCUCAGGGUUGAGCAGGCAGAGGAUCAGGUUAUGGACAUUUUCACCAUCUACCUCUCGGAGUCGGUACAAGACCUCGAUUUCCUCUUUGAGGUCAUUGAUGGCUUGUCUGCGGGAGAACUGAAGCGGACUCUCGCUUUCCCCAAGUUCAUUUACCACCACAUCAUCACCAACGAGUCCAUUGACUAUCGCCGCUCUGUGAUUAUGCGAUGUCUUGAUCUUUAUGGCCAACGCUCAUGCUCGCAAAAGAUGAAGACCUAUGCGUUCCGUCAUUUGGUGAACCCCGUUUUUGCCAUGGAUGUUCAGUUGACGUGGAACAGCUCUCCCGAUGGGCCGAAGCUGAUGGAUAAGAGCAUGACCGAAUUCAUACAAAGUCGUCUAUGGAAACCACAGGUAGCAGAUUUGAGCGAGGAGUCGAGCCAAGCAGGUGUUGACCAUUCUCGCAUGGAGCUUCUCCAGCUAUCAGCCUUGUUAAUCAAAUAUCACCAUGCCACGGUUCAAGAUUCUCGCAAGGACAUCAUAAAAUUUGCCUGGAACUAUAUUCGCCUGGAAGAUAUUAUCAACAAAUACGGCGCCUAUGUCCUCAUAAGUUAUUUCAUUGCCCACUACGAGACUCCGUUCAAGAUUGUUGUGCAGGUCUACGUUGCUCUCCUCAGGGCCCAUCAGAAUGAAGGCAAGGCUCUUGUAACCCAGGCGCUUGAUGUUCUAGCCCCUGUUCUCCCUACGAGGAUUUUGGCAGCAACGAGCAAUGCACAAACGCAGGAUACACGAUAUCCACUUUGGGCCAAGUGGCCCCGUCGUAUCCUUGCUGAGGAGACUGCCAAUCUCCAGCAGGUGAUGAGCAUCUUCCAAUUCCUGGUCCGACAACCUGACUUGUUCUACGAAUCGAGGGAGCACUUCGUGCCUCUUAUUGUCCCAUCCCUGAUCAAGAUCGCGCCUCCUCCAAAUAACCCCUCACACGAAAGCAAGAGGCUUGCGCUCAACCUGAUAAAUCUCAUCUGGCACUGGGAAGAGAAACGGGUUAAGAAUAGCCAGUCUCCCGCCCCGAAUGGUGUCCUUGAAUCUCCGAAUUCGAAGAAACGCAAACUUGAAGAGUCGCAAAACACACCUACCCCGUCUCCUGCACUUGGUCCUCCUAACUCCCGUGAGCGUUCUGAUUAUAUGGUCCCCCCAGAUCUCCGAGCUGCUCUGACGAAGUACCUCAUCACCUUCAUCACCACAUCCCCUGAACGAUUCCAAGUACCGGCCGCCCGAUUCCGUGAGCUUCAAUCCUCCAAGACCCAGCCUGCUGUUCACACGGGUGAGAUGAUUAAGAAGGCUGUGGGGUUACUUAGAAAUCUCAUGUCCCCUGAGUAUUGGGGUGAUCUGAAUAUUGAGCUCUAUCAGAAAGCUACGGAGCCCAUCCUUACGGCAGAUAAGGGGGACAAGCCUAUUGACAAGUACAUCACCGGUCUAGUCAAUGCUUUGCAAGUUGUGCGAAUUCUUAUCGCCUCUAAGCCCGAUGACUGGAUCAAUGCGCGGGUCCCCAUUAUCCAAAAGCUCUUUGAAAAAGCUCUGCGCUCAGACAACCCGGAGGUACAAGACUCUCUCCAUGGCUUGGAGACUGAUGUUGAAACUCACCCUAAGCUUCCACCGCCGGUGAGAAAAGUUCUGGAUGCUCUGCCGGACGAUCAACCGGAAGAUGAAGAUUCUAUGGAUGUUGAGAAUUCACCUUCGGAGUUUGUUGCGUACCUGUCGGCCCUUGCGACGGAGACCCUUUCCGCCAACAACUACGUGUCAAGCUUGAAUAUCCUUUGGACACUUUCUAAGAAUAAACCGGCAGAGAUGGAUGCUCAUAUUCCCCAGGUGAUGAAAGUCUUCUCACAGAAACUGGCCAAGGAACAUGUAGCAGCUUCUACGAACAACAAUGGCCAACUUCCUCCUGGAGCUAAACCUGCAGAGGGGGUCCCUGAUCCCCAGGAAUUCGAAAUUGGAGUGGACUUGAUAUUUAAGACUAUUGAGUUAAUAUCCGUGCGCAUGUCUCAUCUUGGUGAACAACGACGGCCCUUCCUGAGCGUUUUGGCGCAGCUUGUUGAGCGGUCCCAGAAUGAGACUCUGUGCAGCAAGGUAUUGGGCAUGGUUGAGACAUGGAUUUUCCAUUCUACUGAAUCAUGGCCUACUCUAAAAGAGAAGACGGCUGUUCUGCACAAAAUGCUUCUUUUUGAAUCCCGACAAACCCCAGGCAUGCUUCACCAGUUCCUUGAUCUUGUCAUUAGGAUCUAUGAGGACUCGAAAAUCACCCGAACAGAGUUGACCGUAAGACUGGAGCACGCAUUCCUGAUUGGAACAAGGGCGCAGGACGUUGAGAUGCGUAAUCGCUUCAUGACGAUUUUUGAUCGGAGUUUGACUCGCCUGGCAAGCUCCCGCUUAAGCUAUGUUUUGACUUGCCAGAACUGGGAUACUCUUGCGGACUCUUUCUGGCUUGCGCAGGCUUCGCAUCUCAUCCUGGGCUGUAUUGAUAUGAAUGGUCUAGCUCGACUUCAUCCUGAUGACCAUACCGUGUACUCCCUGUCUUUCCUCUUCGGCAAUGCUGAGAAAGAUCCAAGGAAAGGUGAUAUUAUGGUUGACGGUCAACUGGAGGCCUUUGUCUCUGAUCGCAGACGAUUCUUGGGAGAAAUUGGUGAUGUCAAAGCCCGGGACUUGAUCGAGCCCCUUUGCCAACUCCAACAUACCGACCCCCAGACCUCUUACAACCUUUGGACUGCGCUAUUCCCUAUGUUUUGGUCUACUUUAUCUCGCGAAGAUCGUAUUGACUUGGAGAAGGGCAUGGUAAGCCUCAUUACUCGCGAAUACCAUCAACGCCAGAUCGAUAAGAGACCGAAUGUGGUUCAGGCUCUUCUCGAAGGGGUUGUGCGUGCAAGACCUCGAUUCAAGAUCCCUCCACAUGUGAUGAAGUAUCUAAGCCGCACCUAUGAUGCGUGGUACACCGCUGCGACAUACUUGGAGGAGUCGAGUAUUAGUCCUAUCAUCGAUACACCAACGGUUCGUGAGAGCAAUCUUGAUGCAUUGGUGGAAGUGUACGCAGGCUUGCAAGAAGAUGAUUUCUUUUACGGCACCUGGAGACGACGGUGCAAGUUUGUCGAGACAAAUGCAGCCCUUUCAUAUGAGCAGCAGGGCAUGUGGGACAAGUCGCAGCAGCUGUACGAAAAUGCCCAGAUAAAAGCGCGUUCCGGAGCAAUGCCAUUCUCUCAGGGUGAAUAUUACCUCUGGGAGGACCAUUGGCUCAUUUGUGCGCAGAAGUUGCAACAGUGGGAAAUUCUCAGUGAUUUUGCCAAACAUGAAAACCUGAACGAUCUUCUUCUAGAAGCUGCCUGGCGGAAUAUUGAGAACUGGCAAAGUGAGGGUAAUAGGGAACAGCUUGAGUCUCUUAUUAAGUCGGUUUCCGACGCACCUACUCCUCGGCGUACCUUCUUCCAAGCCUUUAUGGCUCUUCUUCAGUACCAUAACAAGAAGGAGAAUAUCCAAGAGUUCAACGGUGUUUGUGAUGAGUCAAUCCAACUCUCCAUCCGAAAGUGGCUUCAGUUGCCGAAGAGAAUCACCAACGCGCAUAUUCCCAUUCUGGAGCACUUCCAGCUCUUGGUUGAGCUUCACGACGCAAGUCAUAUUUGUGCUAGCUUGUCUCAAACCAAUGAGCGUAACCUUGACACGAAGUCCGCGGAGCUUAAGCUGUUGCUGGGAACGUGGAGAGACCGUCUUCCUAACCUUUGGGAUGAUAUCAAUGCCUGGCAAGACCUGGUCACAUGGCGGCAGCACAUCUUCCAACUGAUCAAUGCAACCUACCUCAGCCUCCUUCCCCCACAGACAAAUAACGUGGCGAGCAACUCCUAUGCCUACCGCGGAUACCACGAAACGGCCUGGAUUAUCAACCGUUUCGCUCAUGUUGCUCGCAAACACCAGAUGCCAGAGGUGUGUAUCAAUCAGCUGAGCCGCAUCUAUACCCUUCCGAACAUCGAGAUUCAAGAAGCGUUCUUGAAGUUGCGUGAACAAGCCAAGUGUCACUACCAGAACCCCAAAGAACUCAACAGUGGACUGGAUGUGAUUAACAAUACGAAUCUCAAUUACUUCGGUGCGCAGCAAAAGGCAGAGUUUUACACACUCAAGGGAAUGUUCCUUGCGAAGUUGAACCACGUCAAUGAGGCGAACGAGGCAUUCGGUGUGGCUCUUUACUAUGAUCUGAGAUUGGCAAAGGCAUGGUCUGAAUGGGGACAGUACAGCGACCAACGUUUCAAGAGCGACCCGGCCGACUAUGAGCUGGCUAGUAAUGCCGUUAGCUGUUACUUGGAGGCUGCCGGUCUUUACAAGAAUUCUAAAUCUAGGAAGCUCCUUAGUCGCAUCCUCUGGCUGCUCAGCCUGGAUAACGAUGAGGGUCGUGUUGCUGCUGCUUUUGAGAAUUUCAAGGGCGACACACCUGUUUGGUACUGGAUUACCUUUAUUCCUCAACUGCUUACAAGCUUGUCCCACCGUGAAGCUCGCCUUUGUAAAGCUGUUUUGGUCAAAAUUGCAAAGCUAUACCCACAAGCGUUAUUCUUCCUGCUCCGCACAAAUAGGGAGGAUAUGCUCAAUAUCAAGAAACAGCAUGAUCAGAAGCAAGAGAAGCUGAAUCGUGCGCGACAACAGGCUUCGCCCCAUACCAAGCCUACCCAGGGAACCGCAUGCGAUAGCUCACCCGCCCAGAACGCCAACGUCAACGCCUCCACCGCGCAGAGUACUUCUGGCCAACAAACUCCCCAACAAACUGCUCAAACUCAACCUCAGGGCCAGCAGCAAGUGCCGGCACAGGGGCAGGCGCAGGCUCCCGGCCAAGGCCAACCUCAAGCCGCCGCUCCUGCGCAAGGCCAGCAGCAAAACAACCUCCAAGUUCCUGGUCAAAAUGCAGCGGCUCAACAGAACCAGACCCCAGGAGCUGAGCCUGAAAAAGAACCUCUUAAGAAACCCUGGGAGUACUCUGAUGAGAUUAUGUCUGGCCUCAAGACCGCCUUCCCCUUACUAGCGUUGUCCAUGGAGACAAUGGUCGACCAGAUUCACAAGAACUUCAAGUGCCCCCCCGAUGAGGAUGCCUAUCGCCUUAUUGUGGCGCUCUUGAACGACGGAUUAGCUUACGUUGGUCGCAUGCCUGGCUCGUACGCCCAGGACUUCAAGCUGCCCUCUGCAACGGAAGCCAAUAUCACGCGGUUUGCCGAGACAAUUCUUCCUGCCCACAUCAGAAAGUCUUUUGAGGCCGACUUUGUGGUUCGGAAGCCAACGAUGUAUGAGUACAUCCAGAAACUGCGUCGUUGGCGCGACAAGUUUGAAGAGAAGCUUGACCGACGACCCCAAAGUCAAUUCCUGGAGAGUUACUCGCCACAUCUGAGUGAGUUCCGAUUCCUCAAGUUUGAUGAGGUUGAGGUCCCUGGCCAGUAUCUCCAGCACAAAGAUAAGAACCAGGACUUCGUUCGUAUUGAUCGGUUCCUCCCUGACAUUGAUCUGGUUCGGGGUAUUGGUGUUUGUCACCGUCGCCUGAAGAUCCGCGGGCACGAUGGCAGUGUCCAUCCCUUCGCUGUCCAACAUCCCGCAGCUCGACACUGCCGGCGUGAGGAACGUAUCCUGCAGCUAUUCCGCAUCUUUAAUGGUUUGCUGGGCAAGCGCAAGGAAAGCCGCCGGCGCAAUCUUUACUUCCACCUUCCUCUCAUGGUUCCGUUGGCGCCGCAUAUCCGCUUGGUUCGCGAUGACCCCUCGUAUAUCUCAAUUCAGGGCAUAUAUGAGGACUACUGUCGACGGGUUGGUAUCAACAAGGAUGAACCUGUCCUGUUUACAAUGGAGAAGAUGAGGGCUCUGGCGGAAACAAAGCAAAACCGGACAUCCGACCAGCAACAGGUGCUUCGGACGGAGAUGCUCACGGCAAUCCAGGAGAAGUGGGUUCCCAGCACAAUGGUUCUGGACUACUUCCAGAGGACAUACCCCAACUUUUCAGACUUCUGGCUCUUCCGUCGUCAGUUCGCCUAUCAAUAUGCGGCUAUUGCCUUCAUGACUUAUGUGAUGCACAUGGGCAACCGCUAUCCCAAUAAGAUCAUGAUCUCCCGCAACUCUGGUGACAUCUGGGGCUCCGAGCUCAUUCCCACGGUCAACCCAACCAAGGCUUUCUUCUAUAACCCGGAGCAGGUGCCUUUCCGCUUUACUCCCAACAUUCAGACACUCAUGGGACCGAUUGCAACGGAAGGCCUUUUUGCCUGUGCGCUCAUGGCCAUUGCCCGGUGCUUGACAGAACCCCGACAUGAGCUUGAGCAACAACUCAGCGUCUUUGUCCGAGAUGAAAUGAUGUUCUGGGCCACUGCACACCAUCGCGGCGUUCUCCCUCCACAACAGCUUCGGGACCUGGUCUAUAAUAACAGCGAUAUCAUCGUCAACCGAGCUGUUAGCCUGGCCAGUCCACCCGAAGGCAACUUGCCUGCGAACCAGACUACCAUUGAUCUGAUUUCCAAGGCUGUGAAUCCUCAGCACCUGGCAUCUUGCGAUGCUUUGUGGAUGCCGUAUCUCUAAAACCGUUUUCCGAAAGAUUGUUUCUGCUCUCAUUCUUGUCUUCUCUCCAUUUCUUGGCGUUCUCUUGCUGCCUCCCUCUCUUUAGGUCAUGGAAACAGGGGCUUUCAGAUUAGCAUAAGCCGAUGAAGGAGGGAUGGUUUCGUUGGUUGGUGGGUUGGUUGGUUGGGAUUUUCAUUCUAGCGUGGCGCUCUGGGGGUCAGUAUGUUAGGGAUCUCAUUUGAUGUUUACCUUUUUUACUUUCUUACUUGUCCUUGCCUUUUUAUGGCUUUU